Molecule: messenger RNA, 633 nt
Organism: Alternaria atra
Lineage: Eukaryota; Fungi; Ascomycota; Dothideomycetes; Pleosporales; Pleosporaceae
Exons: 3
Coding region: 1-633 (210 amino acids)
Source: RefSeq, a predicted model, not a curated record
AUGGAGAUGAUAGAGAGUGUGGGCGAAGCGUUGGACAACCUUCGCAAUGAGAAGAACACAACAAGCAUACUGGUACCGAGACUAGCAGCAGCUGAGGGCAGUGUCCCCGAGAAGGAGAAGGCUCUGGAAAACAGGUCUCGCGAGCUCGAGAAGAGCUGUUAUAAUGCUGUACAAAGCUUCAUUGACGGACGAUUGCGCGAUGACAGAGCUAAGCUCGCUGAUCGGCUUAGUACAGCGGAAGCUAAAGCCUUGCAAUACGCGAAGAUUAUCAGAGAGAAGGAGGUAUUGAAAGCCAGGAUUUCUCAAGAAAAUAGAGAGAAAGCGCUACUUAAGCAAGCAAAGCUGGAGUUGGAGCAAAACAACGACAACCAAGUUCUCCGAACUGAGAAGGCGGUACUUCAGGCUGACUACGACGAGCUGAAGGAGCACAAGCGGCUAUUCAAGGAACAAGAGUCGAGCUCUGAGCUACGUCAUAUUGAUCAGCUUGUGGUUUCAAGUCCAUCCGUCUUGUCAACAAGGACACUCGAUCGACAAACCGCCGAGCUCCAACAUCUAGACGGCCUCGUGGCCACCUGGCAGGCCACCCUCGACCAUGCGACAGCGGAUAGGAAUGGCUCAAAGAGCAGCAACUGA